CGUGCGGCUCAUUUGGGCCUCCGCUCCUCCGCAGCUGAGCGUUCGCUGCUGCAGAGUCUGCCCCCCGAGGAAGUGAUGUGACAGAGCGGGGAGAGAGUGUACGAGCUGCCGAGACCGCGGGGGAGACGAGAGGGUUUACAGCGUGACCUUUGUGCGGAUUUGAUAGUGUUUAUCCGGGGUUGUGUCUGAAAUGUCUCAGGACUGGACAUGGUGCAGCUCAAAGCCUGUCUGCUGCUGCUUCUCCUCCUCACAGAUACACCACUGGUCCUACUUUCUCACAUAUGCAAUGGAUACAUGGACUUGUCUCAGGAGCCUAUGGGACAUUUGAGUUUCAGUCCAGAGCAGGGGACAGACCAAACCAGGUCUCCACUCAUGAUUUGCACUAGGAUUUUGGAGAUUCCUGAGCAUCUUUCAGUACUGCUGAAGUUAGUGUGGCUGGAGACGGGGUCAAACAUGUCCCUGGUGUGCGUUUGGGACAAAGAGAGGACACUGGCUGUAGGGGACACGGUCCUGCUCUCUGGAUGUGACCAAAACAAAGCCACUCUCACUUGGACUGGAGCAGGACAUUCCACACAUGCUUUCCAGCUCUUCUAUUAUGUUCAGGAUGGCAAGAGGAGCUCCACAGAGACCUACUCCAGCCCAGACUCACACCCCACCGACAUCUUCACCUCUUCUUCAGCCACCACCACCGAGCAGGGUCCCCUUUCCGAACGCGCGGAUCCUUCUGGGAAUUUAACCCCCAACCCCGGGCCGACACGACUCACCACCGCCACUCCCUCCGCCUCUGGGAGCACCGUCAGGGAAGCUUCUAUAUUUCCUGGGGAAGAGUGGAACAAUGGACCGGAUACAUCUGGAGCAACGCGGCGCACUGAUAGUCCUGGGACACUGGACUAUUUUAACACACAACAUUCAAUCCAAAGUUCUGAAUUAAAGACAUCACAAAAUAUAAAAUUACAAACUUUUUCAGAGUCAAAUGAAGCGGCAAGUAACAGCGAAAUGUCUGUAAGCACUGGAUUGUACACAACUAGUCGUACUCUAGGAUAUGAAGAAAAUAAAAGUUUAUCUAUGUCGUCUAUUGUGUCUGAGUUGGACACAGAGUCAACCGUGUUAUCACAAAAUCCACAAAAUAAAAUUCAGGAUUUGACCGAAAAUUGGCAAAGUACCGAUACACUGGCCAGCAAAAGCCUGAGAACAGUUUCUAAAGAGCUCAUCGAAGGUAGCAGCACCCAUUUUGAACACUCCUCGAGCACGAGUAGUUUACUGGAAAAACUUUUAACGACUGAGUCAACUGAGAUGUCGCAUAUUACAACAAAAAGCGUUGUGGAAUUUCAAGACGAACAAGAAUCGGGUUUGAAUACGUUUGUGACGUUUAAGCUUUUGCCCUCCACGCAGGACAGCACUGAAAACGCUCAAAGACUCGAAAUGACAUCUCGAGAAACGUCAUUCACUAGCCUUGUGCCAGAUUUGGACACAGAAAAGGACACUGCGCUGACGUCUUUGACUAGUCCGACUGCCGGUUCAGAAUUUGAAGAAAGCAGCAAAGACGAGGGAAAGACUACUGGAAGAAAUGACCCGUUCACAACAAAUUCAUAUUUUGGUGGCACCACAGCGAGCCUUGAACUUAAACUUAUUUCUACUGCUCCAACAUCAACUCUGUCACCAGGAACUUUAGUUAAUCAACAAAGCAAUUCCGUGCGUUCCAACAGCACGUCAGCUACAGGCGUGUCAACUCCGUCUCCUAAUACAAUUUCUGUGCAACAAACAUUCAAAAGCACUGUGGUAGACGAUGAAAUCUUACCAAAAACGGAAUCUUCUAGCUAUACAACAACCCUAAGGAGUAUAGCGUCCACGGUGUUACAAGAGAAGCAAAACCCUCAUCAGUUAUCAAUAAGUACCAGUAGCUAUCAGAUUCCAGCUACAUCAACGCAACCGAGCAAGAAAGAAGAAAAGAAAAGAGCUUCAACAACAUUGUCGCGAUAUAUGACCUCCUGGACUCCUGAACCCGUCAACCGAGUCACCGCUGUCACACAGACAUAUUUGAGUUCUGCGGCUGUUGUAAGUUCCACAGUCCAGCAUAAACCCAAGUUCUACAUCGUCCCGGAUGAGCCAGCGAUCAUAAAAGUGGAGUCCAUUGAGUUGCUGCUGCAGAUCACAGUGGAAGAACCUCACCCCACAGUGACUGAAGGUUUGGAGGAGGACACAGCUCAAUGGUUGGAGCCGUAUCUCCAGAGGGCCCCAGGUUUCCGGGAGCUGCUUGAAGUGUGGAGCAGCGGUCCGGCCGUGCAGUGCCUGCUCGAGUUCGACACCAGGGGAGCUCUGCAGUGGCUGCCCCAAACAGGAGCCUCCUCUCUGCUGGACCGAACCGGGCUGAGGCGGGCUGCGCAGGACGGCCGGAGCUUCAGGUCUGCCAGAAUCACCAACAUCACGCUCGGAGGUGUACAGGAGGUGUGUGGCUGGCUGCUGCAGUGCCCCUCAGGAUUCACAUGCGUGUUUGAUUCUCUCACCUCCAACUUCAGCUGUACGUCUGUGUGUCACUCCGACUACUGCCAGCACCACGGCCUGUGCACACACCACCCGGGCCAGCCCCCACUGUGCCGGUGCGUGGCGGGGCAGGACUUCUGGUUCAUGGGGCAGAGGUGUGAGGUGAAGAUGACCCAAGCCCGCCUGGCCCUGUCGUGCCUGGGCGUGCUGCUGCUGCUGCUGGGGCUGGUGGCUGUGCUGGUGGGGAUGGUUGUGAGGAGGUACAGAGCUCUCCUCAUCCAGGCCAAAGUGGACCAGACCAGAAGCAGUUACCGCAGGUUCAACCACUUCGACGAGCUGUCCGGGCGCUUCUGGCUGCGCUCGUGGGCGGGGUCAGCGGACUCCCUGGAUAACCCCGCCUUCACCCGCUCCACAGAGAUCCUCCACCUGCGGGCGCUGGAGAGGCCCUGCUGUUACCAUGACGACAGCCUGUCCCUGCCCUCCACCUGCCCCAGCCCGGGCACCCACAUCCGCACCAUCUACCCACACAGUUCUCAGUACGCCUGGAGGGGCAGUGACCUGAGCCUGGCUGACGGUGUGGUGGACUCGGGGAAGGCCAGCGACCUGUCCGUGUGCAGCUGGCCCGUGGAGCCCAUCCAGUGGAGCCCCUUCCCCCUGCUGCAGCAGCUCUCCAGGCAGCAGGCCUCAGUGGUGAGAGUGUCGCGGCCACGUUCCUACUGCGACGGCAUGGAGCUGGUGGACAUCAACAAAAGCUGGACGGCGUAACCUGUGCUCGUCCUCUGUUCUUCCUCUUUUCCUCCUCUGCUCUUCCUCCUCUGUUUCUCCUCUGCUCCUUCACUGCUCCUCCUCUGUUCCUCCUCUGCACCUCCUCUGCUCCUCCUCUGUACCUCCUCUGCUCUUCCUCUGCUCCUCCUCUGUUCCUCCUCUGCUCCUCCUCCUCUACUUCUCUGCUUCUCCUCUGCUCCUCCUCCUUUGCUUCUCUGUUUCUCCUCUGCUCUUCCUCCUCUACUUCUUUGCUCCUCCUCCUCUGUUCCUCCUCUGUUCUUCCUCCUCUGCUCCUCACCUGCUCUACUUCCUCUGUUCCUCCUCUGUUCCCCCUCCUCUUCUUCUCUUCUCCUCG
Molecule: messenger RNA, 3601 nt
Organism: Boleophthalmus pectinirostris (great blue-spotted mudskipper)
Lineage: Eukaryota; Metazoa; Chordata; Actinopteri; Gobiiformes; Gobiidae
Product: mucin-5AC
Exons: 11
Coding region: 208-3246 (1012 amino acids)
Source: RefSeq, a predicted model, not a curated record